AUGCCAAAAGACGUUGAAGAUGAAGGAAAGCCUCCAUCAUAUAAUCGCAUCCGGUAUCGGUGGAUUGGAGACUGCCUAGGAGGUAUCCUGGACGGUGCUUUCUCCGUCAAACCCCCUCAUAGCAAAAUCCUCGACCUGGACAAGGCUUUUCGUGACUGGGAUCUGGGAAUUCCUCCUUCUGGAGAGAUUUCUGCAGUCCAAAACGGCAAGAUGAACGAAUGGAUACAUACGUCGCAUCAUACGGUCGCUAUCGACCUCAGGGCUUCAGGAAAUUGGUAA
Molecule: messenger RNA, 279 nt
Organism: Acaulospora colombiana
Lineage: Eukaryota; Fungi; Glomeromycota; Glomeromycetes; Diversisporales; Acaulosporaceae
Source: the annotation of a GenBank genome assembly